AUGGUUUCUGUCCCUCCUUUAUUGAUGUUCAGAAUCUAUAAAGCGAGCAGAUUCGCGCAACUUCGAACUCCAGCAAGCUCGGCUUUUAUAAGAUAUUUCCACAUAGCGCAAGCCCUCCUAUCCACUCGAGUUUCUUCAGCUAUUGAAAGCGGAAAGGGGCCCCGAGGCUCGCCGGGAUCAAAGAAAGUCCCAGAUAUACUUGAGAAGGACACCGACGCACUUGUAGGAGUGAUAGAAAAUGAUGUCCCGAAAAAACGGACAAGCCGAAAGAAAACAGAGGAGCUUUCAGAGGAGUCAAAAGAUGGCACUGUUCCCAAGAAACGGACACGACGAAAGAAAACAGAGGAGAUUGUAGAGGCGUCAGCAGAUGACAAUAUUCCCAAAAAGCGAAUAAGAAGAAAGAAAACCGAGGAGCUUGUAGAGUCAGCAGAUGAAAAGACUCCCAAAAAGCGAAUCAGAAGAAAGAAAAUAGAGGAACCUGCCGAGGAACCUGCAGAGUUGUCAUCUGGUGGCACUGCUCCCACCGAACAGAGAACACGUCAGAAAAAGGAUGAUGCUCCUCCAUCAGAUGCUGGAGAGGAAGCCGACGAGGCACUGACUCAUUCUGAGAUCAUCCAAUUGGAGAGGCUAGGGUCAAUGUUGACUUUGGGAGUGAGCAAGGUACCCGGCAAGAAGAGUGGGAAACUGUUCGUUGGUCGCGAAAAGCAUGAAACAUACCCGAAGGAAAGCAAAUCACCAGCGACCAACAAGAAAUCGAGUAUACAUAGCGGCUUUCUCGAUCAUCCCCGACCCGAAGAUCCUUACAAUGACAUUGAAGGGUACAUGAAAUGGGCAAUGGGAGGCAAGUAUUUUGGAGCUAGGCUACUUGGAGACCCUAAGCGGAUGAACAUCAUUAGCGAGGGAGCAUGUGAUGAUAUACUUGACCGUCUGAAACCAUCUCUUGAGAAGCUCAAGGGAUGUGACGUUAUUGACCUCAAUCCUGGAACCGGUGUAUGGUCUUCCAAGCUACACGACUUCCUCAAACCCCGCACGCAUAUCCUCAUGGAACCUGACCACAAGCUGUAUCAACCUCUUUUGCAGCCUCUGGUCGAUGUACCAGGAUCGACGUACAAACUUAUUCCCAGAUCCGGCAUUGUCUGGGGUCAUCUGGAAAGUGUAAUGAAUCCGGAACAUCUCCCCUUCCAGGUGGCACCAAGCAGAGGCGAUCCCCUGCUCGAGCAGCCCAACAACACUCUCCUAGUCACUGCCAAUCUGGCUUACAACCCCAAGAAGCCUUACCGUGGAUUCUCUUCUCUUACACAGAUGGUGCUGUAUCAAUUUGUGUCUGCUAUGAAAACACAUGCUCUUUUCCAGAAGUACGGUCUCGUCCGACUACUUGUCUGGGUUAAUGACGAAGAGAAGAGUCUCGUCCUCCCUAGAAAUAUGUCUUAUCGCAGGAAGGCAGCCGUCGAAGCCGGAAUCAUGUGCUCCAAAAUCGAAGAGGUAGCAUCUUCGACCGAAGAGACUAGCUUCUGGGUAAGAGAGGAGCACGUUUCUCUUCAAGGUACUCGUAAAGUCAUGGAAAAAAUGAAGACCAAAGGCAUUCAUACACCAGCUGGGCGGGAAAGCACGGCCAUGCAGAAGCUGAACAGCAACCAGCCCAUAGUUUCGUUGUUCAAUGAUUGGACAGAGCGCGACUCGUUUAUGAACGAAUAUCGUGUGCUCGAGCGAGCAGACAAGUUAGGUUACCUUGAUACCAUGAAGGCAGGAGAAGCCAUCCGAGCCCGCUUCAAGGUGAUGAGAUGGACGAAGCUUAGUCGCCAAAACUUUGGUCAAAAUAUGCUCGCCUUGACCAAUGAGUACGACUAUUUACUCCGCGCACGCAAGGCUUUAGCCACAAGAACCGGCCGGGCGGUGGAAUCCCAGCUCAAAGCCCUCGCGGCCAGGGAAGCGGACUGGCAAGUUCGCGUUGGGAAAAUAAGCGAUGCCGGCAAAACGGAUUUCAGGAAUAACUGCGAGAACCGCGCCGCUAUGUCCCUUGACCCGCCACUCCUCCUCUGGGAUCGCAGGGACUACGAGCCUCUGAAGCUCCACAAACACGAGUUCUUCCCCCAGAAGGAAAUGUGUCUCUUGGACCUCCAGCCGCAAUCUCUCUGGCCUGUCCUCCGUGAGAAGUUCCCCGAUAAUUUCGACGUCUUGGAGUACAUCCUCAGCUCUUUCUACACCCUCAUGUCGCAAUCGGUCAAGAGCGGCCUGAUGGGACUGGUGCCCGGCGCAUACGAGUGGAUUGACCAGGAGUGCAAGAUCAUGAAGGAUCCGCUGCGGGGCGGAAACCCGGAUCUGGACAAGCUGAGCGUGCGCUCCUUGACGGACGAGAUGUUGGAGGAGAUUGUGAUUGCCUGGCUGAAGUGGCCCUUUCGCCCGAGCAAAUUCGAGAUGCUGAGUCGGAUGGGGAGCUCGGUAUAUGAUCCUGAUCAGGACCCGGACGAGGGGGUGUACCUCGGGACGGGAGGGGCCUGA
Molecule: messenger RNA, 2499 nt
Organism: Drepanopeziza brunnea f. sp. 'multigermtubi' MB_m1
Lineage: Eukaryota; Fungi; Ascomycota; Leotiomycetes; Helotiales; Drepanopezizaceae
Biological process (GO): transcription initiation at mitochondrial promoter
Cellular component (GO): mitochondrial DNA-directed RNA polymerase complex; mitochondrial matrix
Molecular function (GO): mitochondrial transcription factor activity
Source: RefSeq, a predicted model, not a curated record